CGCACGACCAAGAUAUUCCGAAGAAAAAACAAUGGGAGGACACAGCGCAGGAUCACGUAUAUUGAACGGUAUACUCGCUUUAUUCUUUCCACCAAUUAGUGUUGCAAUAGUAACUGGUUGUGGCACAAAAGGUGCUGUACAAGUUUUAAUAAACCUCGUUUUAUGGGUUUGCUUUUGGUUACCAGCUUGCGUUCACGCUUGGUACAUUAUUCACCACUACCGCAACGGUUUUCAUGAGAAUGACGAUAAAAAAGUGGUCUACAUCCAGGGCUCACAGCCUCCGCCUGGACACGAACAUGGGCAAGGACCAGCAGGCCACCCAGCCAGUGCUCCGCAACCACAACCACAACCACAGUCACAGGUCCAGCCACCUGCUAACCAAGAGUAUUCCUUGCCUACAUACAACGAAUCUCAGCAUACAGGCACCACCGUAGACCAUGGUAGACCAGUUGACAGUGCCAAAGUUUAAACUUUUCACACCAAGACGAACUUUUGAUAUCCUUAAUGUUUCACUUUCGCGACUGUUUUUACAUUUAACGCUUGUUUUAUUUAUACAUAUAUUCAUAUCAUAGAAGAAAGAAUGAUACAAGAAAGUGAAAAGAAUUAAUUUAUGCACCCGUAUUAGUACUCGUAUUCGCGCUUGUGUUGGGACUAGAAAAGGACGAUGCGAUUGAAGUUCUUUUAGCAUUUUUUGCAAUGCUUUUUUUCAUCUGCGAGUAUCCAUUUGUCAAUCGAGUCGUUAAAGAAUAAGAUUUCGAUACCUCUAGCUGCUGACCGACGAAGUCCUUGGUCGAUGGUCUCAUCCGUAAUAUUUUGAGUAUAAUAUCACCAUGAUCAGAUUCCUGUAACCUUCUCUCCUUUUUGCGCGCUUUUAUUGUACCAAUAUUCCUCUGUGACUUGACUGUCUUGGUCUUCUUGCGCAAUGUUGGUGCUUUUCGUAGGCUCAUUUGCAUCAUUUUCACACACUCCUCCAUCAA
Wallemia mellicola CBS 633.66 is the source of this 977-nucleotide messenger RNA. RefSeq lists its product as hypothetical. The record is from RefSeq and is a predicted model, not a curated record. The transcript has a single exon. Bases 32 to 469 code for a protein of 145 amino acids. NCBI's taxonomy places the organism in Eukaryota, Fungi, Basidiomycota, Wallemiomycetes, Wallemiales, Wallemiaceae. Gene Ontology annotation, cellular component: membrane.